Molecule: messenger RNA, 3346 nt
Organism: Caenorhabditis sp. 36 PRJEB53466
Lineage: Eukaryota; Metazoa; Nematoda; Chromadorea; Rhabditida; Rhabditidae
Source: the annotation of a GenBank genome assembly
AUGCGAUUACUAUGGAUCUGUUUGCUGUUUGCAGCCCUCGCAAUCUCUGUCUCUUUAGCAGGUGAGUAUUUUUUUUUUCUGGAAUAACUCAAGUCAUCCUAGAAAGGAUUAUCGGCCCCCCGAGCCCUCCCAUCCAUGAAUUAUACAUUCUAAUCCUCCCGUAAUUCGAUGAUUUUCUUUGAAGAUGCACGCGUAAAAUAAUGAAAAAUAACGACGUUUUGGGCCUAUCCAGGUCGAGAAAGCCACUGCUCGAGCCACAAUUGAGCUAAUCAAAGUGCCUAAAUUGGCUCCAAAACCGCAUAGUUUCCCUGGCUGUUUUACUCGUUUUUCAUCCGUUUUCGCUCCUCUUUCGACACCGUCGUCAUGCACUUGAGCAGACAAAAAACCAAGAUGAAAGAGCUGAAGAGCGACGGCCGCCAGAGAUUCCAGAUGUCCGGGAGCCAUCGGGAAUCGCGCCGCCGACAAGAAAUUAAUGACGACGGGCUCUUUUUAUUCGCCCAUUCGCCAACUGUUUUCUGUCGCGUUUCGCUUUGUUCAAAUCGCCGACACAUCUGAUUUAUUCGUUGUUUAUCGUCCUCAUCAUCAACGCCCAUUAGUCUUUCGUCACACAAAAAACAUGCGUUGAUCUGCUGGCGCUCGAGAAGAGAUGAGCCGCCGGCAGAGAGCGAAACCGCAGCCGUGUGCUAUCAGAAGUGAUUCAUCACUCGACAAUGGACGCCUGUCUGUUUAUCCAGUCGGGAUUCCUUGAGUGCAUCCACCUGAUGCCACGUCACGAAAGAGCUCGGAUGUCUAAGAGAACCCACAACGAAAGCCAUUAAAAAUAGGAGAACGAGUUAAAUGUAAAUGUGGGGAUUUCUCUAGAGAUCUUUGAGAUUUAGGAGAUUUAUCACUACACACUACUCGUCGAGUCCAUCCGAUAUUCUCUGGUCUUCUUGCAUCCAAUAAUAAUAAUAGUUUUGUUUUGGUCGUUGUCACACUUCCCGUCCGCUACGCCACCCACUGGUUUCAUCGCCCUCCAACGUUUUGUCUACAAAAAGACGGAGGAAACGUGGAAAACGUCGUCGGGAUUAUUUGUAUUCGUCGUCUUCAUCCAUCGUGGGAACAUCAAUUGGUCGCGUGCCUCUCCGCACUUUCCCAUCGUCAAAUUACACCAGCUCGAGCUCUUUUCUGCAACGGACCGUCCACCACCGAUGCAUUCCGGACUCCUUCAUCCCUCUAAAAGCUUCCCGUGCGCUCCUUUCAUUCGAUUGUUUGUCAUCCAUUAUCCAAACGGGUAAAAGCGCGCUUCCGGUCACAAAAAGUGCACUUUGGGAGGAGAAUGAAAAAGUCAAAAGUCGAUGCAAUUUGGGUGAAAACUUUUCGAACCGAAACGGCCUACCAAUUCGGUGCUCUUUCGCUCCGUACAUUAAUUGAUUAUGCGCAAUCCAUAAAUUAUGAAGCACAAUGUAGCUUUCAGCUGGUUGCUCUUCUCAAUGCACUUUCCCUCAACUAUGCAUUGGUGGCUUUGUGGGGCACAUUCCGCUUUUAAGUGACCCAAUAAUGACUAAGACGCUGGUCCCCGGAAGACGCGCCAAUUGUUUGUUUAUACAAGUCGAAUGGCAUGCGGAAAGGUUUUCAAAUCUCGUUUCCGGCCUUCAAAAUACAGAAACAAAAAAGUUGGAAGGGACCGUUUGAGCCUAGGGAAAGUGUGCUCCUUUCCUUUUUAGUACCCAAAUAUCUCACAGGAAGCAUUGUCUAUCCACCCCUUCCGCUUCCACUUUUCUUGUCUGUUGCUCACCGAAAAGAGUGCACGAUUCCUUCUGAUCCGUUUCGAGAUCAUCACAUUCUUUUGAAACAAAAAAAGUGUGUUCUCUCAAGCCUUCUUACGUGUUUCUAUUCUUCCUUCAUUCCCAAUUUGAUAAACGAAAGGAUGAGGAAAACGAGAAACGGAGAAGCGAAAGAAGGCGCAUCCCCCUGGGUACAUUAUAUCUUAAACGCCUUUCGAAGAGAGCACAGCUUCACGUCGUCGUCGUGUCGCUUCACUCUCUGUCAAAAGUGUAUGGCUUAGGUCAGAUUUGAAAAAUGAUGAUGGGAGGAAGAAGGGGGAAGAAACCUGAAAGAGAAGACGGAAGUGGAUGAUAUUCGUUGAGAGGAAUUCUUAGUGCAGAACACUUUUCAGAUAGCAACCAGGUUAAGUGCUUCUGCGACCGCGAAUCGUGUGACGACAAUCUUCUGUGCCAAGGAGACUUCUGCUUCAUCGGGCUGCACCGGUCUGACGGAGGUGAGUUCCAAACUAUUUCGAAUUGCGAAAACAAAUGAGAGAUUGUACUCGAAAAAAGUGCGCAUAGAUUUAUGACGUGACAACAGGAAUGCGGAAGAGAAGCGAGAGCGAGAGAGAGAAACGAUGUUUGACAGCGGGAGCUUACUAGCAAUUUAUGAUCUCACAACGACGCGAAUUAUCAGCGAGUUCAAUCAGAGCUCUUCUUCUCCAUUCAUCUUGCUCUCUGCCGCCGCCGGCACCGCCACCGCUCCUUCGGCGGCUCGUUUUGGCGCGAAUAACAUGACGCAUUGAUGCGGGUGCACAGCAGUUGGCACACACGAAUUCCCGCGGGACUCCCACACCAAAACAAACUUCUUCUUGCUCUUCGGAGCCCUACUAGAGCUCCUCCUGCGGCUCUUCUUGCGCUCACGCGCACACGCACAAAUUGUGUCAUUCACACACCCAGACACGGAGGAGUGGAUUCAAAUUUGGAGGAAAAAGAGCAAGUGAUUCGGAGAGACCCUUUCUCUGACUCUCUCGUUUCCGCACACUCUCUCAGCGGGGAUGAGCCACCCUUCCCUUCAGGCGUGUUUCGGGUGCAAUUGGGCGCGAAAAGUGUGGUAGGAAUGUUUUUGGGAUGAAUAGAGCCGUCUGGGUAGAGAAAGAGCGGGGGAUUACUCGGAAAAAGGUGGCAUGUUUCAGGAGAAGUGCCCAGACUGAGACAGCACUGUGGAACUGCAGACGAACUGCCCUUCCUGAAUGCUCACAUCAGCUGCGAUGAACGUCAGGACAACUGGCAAGAAGUGUGCAGGUGCUCCGAGGACUUCUGCAACACUUUCGCCUUCCUCCGAUCUUCAAUCGACUCUCGCCCGGAUCCCAAGGACUCUGUACAGUUCGUCAAACAAGACGUUCAUUAUCAGCAGGACCAGAGCCGACCGGUGAGUUCUCUUCGGUCCUGCACGAACUCACUUCCACCUGUUUCAGACCGAACACGUGUAUCGUCAGCAGAAUUCCUCGCUCAUCGUGCUCCUCGUCAUCAUCCCGUUGUCGGUGGGCGGGUUCGCCGUUUGUCUGAUCUUCCUGAAUUACCACUGCAAAAUGUGCUGA